This is a messenger RNA of Taeniopygia guttata (zebra finch), 1145 nucleotides long. The record is from RefSeq and is a predicted model, not a curated record. Lineage: Eukaryota; Metazoa; Chordata; Aves; Passeriformes; Estrildidae.
AACUGGGGUCAUCUGUGGUCAUUAAUGGUCAUCUGUGGUCAACUGGGGUCAUCUUUGGUCAUCUACAGUCAUCCAUGGUUAACUGGGGUCAUCUGGGGUCAUCCCUGGUCAUCUAUGGUCAACUAGGGUCAUUCAUGGUCAUCUAUGGUCAUCCAUGGUCAUCCAUGGCCAACCGUGGUCAUCUGUGUCCAUCUUUGUUGACCAUAGUCACCAAUGACCAUCUAUGGUCAUCCAUGGUCAUCCAUGCUCAACUGGGGUCAUCUAUGGUCAUCCAUGGUCAACCGUGGUCAACCGUGGUCAUCUAUGGUCAUCCAUGGUCAACUGGGGUCAUCUGUGGUCAACUGGGGUCAUCUAUGGUCUUCCAUGGUCAUCCAUGGUCACCCAACGCCGCCUUCGGCGCGCACGACUUCCACCGCGUCUACAUCAGCUGAGCGGCCCGUGGUCAACCGUGGUCAUCUAUGGUCAACUGGGGUCAUCUAUGGUCAUCUGGGGUCAUCUAUGGUCAACUGGGGUCAUCUGUGGUCAUCCAUGGUCAACCGUGGUCAACCGUGGUCAUCUAUGGUCAACUGGGGUCAUCUAUGGUCAUCUGGGGUCAUCUAUGGUCAACUGGGGUCAUCUGUGGUCAUCCAUGGUCAACCGUGGUCAACUGGGGUCAUCUAUGGUCAUCUAUGGUCAUCUGUGGUCAACUGGGGUCAUCUGUGGUCAUCCGUGGUCACCCAACGCCGCCUUCAGCGCGCACGACUUCCACCGCGUCUACAUCAGCUGAGCGGCUGAUGGCCAACCGUGGUCAUCUGUGGUCAACUGUGGUCAUCCAUGGUCAUCUGUGGUCAACCGGGGUCAUCUGUGGUCAUCUGUGGUCAUCUCUGUCCAUCUUUGUUGACCAUAGUCACCAAUGACUGUCUAUGGUCAUCCAUGGUCAUCUAUGGUCAACUGGGGUCAUCCAUGGUCAUCUGGGGUCAACUAGGGUCAUUUAUGGUCAUCUAUGGUCAUCUAUGGUCAUCCAUGGUCAGCCAUUGUCAUCCAUGGUCAUCUAUGGUCAGCUGGGGUCAUUUGUGGUCAACUGGGGUCUUCUAUGGUCAACUGGGGUCAUCUAUGUUCAUCUAUGGUCAUCCGUGGUCAUCUGUGUCCAUCUUUGUUGACCAUAG